AUGCCUGGAUCUACUCACGAAAUAGAAAAGGGCGGCGAGCCUAAGCUCCCGUCCCAAGACAUUGCCUAUCCAGACAUGAAGAAGCGCGUGCUCAUCAUGCUCUCUGGCUAUCUGGCCAUCUUUCUCAUCACUCUGGAUCAAAACAUCAUUUCUACAGCUAUUCCCCGAAUCACCGACGAGUUCCACUCCAUCGAUGACAUUGGCUGGUACGGCACCGGCUACCUACUCACCAUGUGCACAUUUCAGUUGCUCAUGGGCAAGGUGUACAAACACUAUCCCGUCAAGCCUCUCUUUAUCGGUGGUAUUGCCUUUUUUGAAAUUGGAUCGGCAAUAUGCGGCGCCGCGCCGUCCUCGGCCGUCCUCAUCUUUGGCCGAGCCGUCGCGGGCUUUGGCGCAUCGGGCAUGAUGUCCGGCGUCAUGGUCAUCAUGUUUCACACGAUCCCCGUGCAGCAGAGGCCCGCAUGGCAGGGCCUGUUUGGCAUUGUAUUCGCUAUCGGAUCUGUCAUUGGCCCUCUUGUCGGCGGCGCACUAACUAACAACGUCACCUGGCGCUGGUGCUUCUAUCUCAAUCUCCCCGUGGGGGCCGUCUCCAUCCUAGUUAUCUUGCUCAUCCUACAUAUCCCGAACCAGAAGCUGGAGAAGCCCGCGGACACUAUUGUGGGCAAAGUUCUGCAGCUUGAUGUCUUUGGCAACUUGGUCUUCUUCCCGGGCAUCAUCUGCCUGGUGCUUGCGCUGCAGUGGGGAGGCACCAAGUAUGUUUGGGCCGAUGGUCGAAUCAUCGCUCUACUUGUCGUUUUUGCCGUCUUUUUUCUCGCCUUUAUUGCUGUGCAAGUCUGGAAACAGGAAGAUGGAACUGUCCCACCGCGCAUUGUCAAGAACCGAAGUGUCCUGGCCGGCCUAUGGUACGCGCUGCUAAAUGGCGCGGGCAUGAUGUCUGUCAUGUAUUACCUGCCGAUUUACUUCCAAGCUAUCAAAGGUGUCGAUGCUGUAACAUCGGGAGUCAUGCUGUUGCCGACGGUGCUUUCCACGGUCCUAUCGUCCGUCGUAUCAGGCAUCCUGGUUACCAAGCUUGGAUACUACGCGCCAUUCUUCAUCCUCAGUUCCCUGUUUAUGCCCAUUGGUGCUGGUCUCUUCACCACACUGACUGUGGAGUCUGGCAAAGCACAAUGGAUUGGGUACCAGAUUAUCUUCGGCCUUGGUGUUGGUUUUGGAAUGCAGCAGCCAUUAAAUGUUGUACAAACCGUUUUGGAUAGAGCCGAUAUUGCGACCGGCGCUGCCUUGGUGGCAUUCCUGCGAUUUCUGUCAUCCGCUAUCUGUCUCCCCAUCGCAGAGAAUGUCUUUCUGAAUCGCCUCGUGGCAGAUCUAAGCAAUCUGCCUUCGGUUCACCCUGAAGAUGUUAUCAAAGGUGGUUUAACCGAGCUGCGACAUCUCGUCUCAGCCGAGGAUCUACCCAUGUUACUGCGCGACUAUAAUGGCGCUGUCGUGAAUGUGUUUUACAUUGUGGUCAUAACAUCUUGCUUGACAGCUAUGUCGUCAUUACUGGUGGAAUGGAAGACAGUCAAGCCCAAAAAAUAAAUACAAGUACAUAGAUAGAAUAAUCUUGCUCGUUAAAAAAAAUCUCCUAUAAUUCUACACCUACUCUGAGGUCAGAACCAGGUUGAUUGAUGCCAGGUACGCGUGUUCCGGGUAGCUCCGGAACGUCAUUCCCGCCUUGGAACCAAUCUUAGGCUUAGUUGGUAGACCCGAGUAGAAAAUGAUUUCCUGUCAUUUAAUAGUAAUCACAAACCUAUCCAUAUAUUUUGGGGGAUCUGCUAUCUAAUAUCUGCUAUCUCGCUAUAUCGGGUAUCGUUCGAUGCAUUGGCCGAUCGACGUCGGGGACUAGCACGUGUAAAUGUCCCGAG
Molecule: messenger RNA, 1901 nt
Organism: [Torrubiella] hemipterigena
Lineage: Eukaryota; Fungi; Ascomycota; Sordariomycetes; Hypocreales; Clavicipitaceae
Source: the annotation of a GenBank genome assembly